Heterobilharzia americana is the source of this 989-nucleotide messenger RNA. The record is from the annotation of a GenBank genome assembly. Lineage: Eukaryota; Metazoa; Platyhelminthes; Trematoda; Strigeidida; Schistosomatidae.
CUUGACCUCUUCCUCUGGCGACCGCUUUGGUUGAAACUCCUGAUGUUAAAACGUCAAGCAAGACUACGCCGAGAAUUUGUUUACAGAAGAUCUAUCGAAGUUCGGGAUGCUGAAAAUGAAAAGAAAAAAAGGUUGUUGAAAGCUGCUUUAUCUGAAGGGAGAUCUCUGCCUAAAGAAAUUCAACAAGAUGCCUUACAGUUGAAUGAAGAAUUAGACUGGAGUGAUGAUGGUGGUGAAGGAGUUGCCACUAACCAAGAUGAUGAAUAUUUUUGGGCUGGAACCGAAGAUCCUCGAGUUGUCGUUACCACAUCACGAUCUCCGAGUUCUAAAUUAAAAGAAUUUGCUAAGGAACUACGUUUUCUGAUUCCGAAUGCAUCUAAAAUCAAUCGAGGUAACUACCUCAACAAGGAUUUAUUAGAAGCCUGUUUGGCAAAGCAGAUCACUGAUGUUGUCAUUGUCAAUGAAUCACGGGGUGUCCCGGAUACUUUGAUUAUUAGCCAUUUACCGUUUGGUCCAACUGCUAUCUUCACAUUAUACAAUGUACGUACACGGCAUGAUAUGGAGACUAUGGGUUGUGGUUCAGGGGCUAAAAUGCCACAAACUUAUCCUAAUCAUAUUUUCAAAGGAUUAGAUUCGAAAUUAGGCCAACGUGUUAGAUGUAUUCUAAAACACUUAUUCCCAGUACCAAAGGAUGAUUCAAGGCGUGUAGUUACAUGGUAUGAAGAAGAUGAUGUUAUAUGUUUCAGACACCACACAUAUAAGUAUGUGGAUAAGAAGCUGGAACUUACUGAACACGGUCCAUCAUUCGAUAUGCGUUUGUAUAAAAUCUGGCGUGGACCAUUGCAUGAAGAAGCCACAGCGGAUAUUGAAUGGGUUUACCGGCCAUAUAUGACCACUACAUUCAAGAGACAUUUUCUGUCAGAGCAAACGACUUCAUGAUUUGUAUUUUCUUGUAAAUCGAAUAAUAAAAAGAUUUCCUUAAGAACAAA